This is a messenger RNA of Anopheles maculipalpis, 806 nucleotides long. RefSeq lists its product as uncharacterized. NCBI's taxonomy places the organism in Eukaryota, Metazoa, Arthropoda, Insecta, Diptera, Culicidae. Gene Ontology annotation, molecular function: RNA binding. The record is from RefSeq and is a predicted model, not a curated record. The coding region runs from base 5 to 799 and encodes 264 amino acids. The transcript is spliced from 2 exons.
AACAAUGAACAAACAGAAACGCAAAGCCCGUGCGAGUAUACCAUCCGCCACAAAUGGCAACGAUUCCGAUGGUUCAGAUUACGAAGUGGAAUGGCACGUGAAGCCCACACCGCCAAAGGUCAACAAAGCCGAACUGUACCCAUUGCCACCACAGGUUACCAAGAAUCUACAGAAGCCGGCACGCGGUGCACGGAAAGUGUCCACAUCUUCGGAAAGCGAUGUGGAGACUGGGGAAGGUUUGCCGACACUGACCACCGAACAGAUUAAUGGCAUUCUGGAAACGAUAAAAAACAACAAACGGUUUGUUUUGAUAGUAAAGAACGUUAAUUUCUCCACUGCCAAGGAAGAGAUUUGGCAACACUUUGAUCAAGCCGGUCGUGUGAAGGGUGUUCGCAUACCGAAACAUCGUUCGUCUGGGUUCGCGUUUGUGGAGAUGGAAAAUCCUGAUGGGUUUCAGAAAGCAUUCCUGCUCGAUGGUUCGUAUCUUGAUGGGAGAAAAAUCAGCGUAAACCUUUCAGAAAGCGGUAGCAAAAAGUCCGCUACCCGUAUCCAGCUGCUUGAGAAGAAAAAUGCCGAAAUUUUAAAGCUUCGGAAGAAAAAUAGGAAAAAUGUUGCGGCAGAAGAAAUAACGCUCGUGCCGGAUCCAACCCUGCUGCAGAAGAAAGUUCCACCACCGGACAAAUAUCUCGACAAGCCGAAACGGAAGCAGCUAACGAAAAAGGAGCGAAAGGAGCAGAAGCAAAAGACUUCACUGCGGGCAAAGUUUAAGAAUUUAGAAAAGAAAGGAAUAAAGGCGUAAACAGUUG